Messenger RNA from Mollisia scopiformis, 1085 nucleotides. RefSeq lists its product as uncharacterized. The transcript is spliced from 2 exons. The record is from RefSeq and is a predicted model, not a curated record. NCBI's taxonomy places the organism in Eukaryota, Fungi, Ascomycota, Leotiomycetes, Helotiales, Mollisiaceae. The coding region runs from base 312 to 1025 and encodes 237 amino acids. Gene Ontology annotation, molecular function: acyltransferase activity, transferring groups other than amino-acyl groups.
UCUAUUAAAUUGUAUCGACCUUCUUCAUCCAAUUCUCACUUCGUUAUCUUCUCAUAUAAAUCCAGGAAGGCAUCAAAAUCAGGCAGCCAUAUUUUGACACAAGUGUCGUCUCCUAGUCGCUUGACAGGAAUUGGUAUCCACAACUCUUCUUCUUACGCAUGGCAUCUACAAUUUGAUUUCAAGCCCCGCAUACCAAUUAUAUAUAUAUAUAUAUAUCACUCUUCUCAUCCAUCCUUUCCUUCCACCAACACCAAAGACAACAUCUGAUUAUCUUCAUCUCCUCUUCACACCUCCCAAUUGAGAGCCUCAAAAUGGCCACCACCUCCCCAGAAGAAGAAUUCACCCUCCUCCCCCUCACCUUCCCCCAAGACGCCGCCGAAAUUCUCCGUCUCGACUACCAAGUCUACACCACCUCCCCACUCCACCAAUCAACCAUCACCACGCUGCCCUCCCUCUCCCAAUUCAUCACCGACCGCACCCCCCACAUCGUGUCCCGGUUCGCGAAACCGGGUUCCUUUGGCGCAAAACUCGUUUUAGCAUCUCAGCCCGAGAAAAUGGUGUCGUACGUCGUGUUUGUGGCGCCCGAGAAAGAUGUCAGGAGUGAUGAGGAGUGGGAAAGGGAUUUGAAGGAGAAGAUCGAGAAGAGGGAUGAUAAGGUGAGGAAGGAUGUGGUGUUCAAGUUGAUGGUGGAGGAUCGGAGGUUGAAUGAGGUGUAUCUGGGGAAGGGGUAUGCGGGGCGGUGGUGGGAGUUGCAGGGGCUGGUUACGGAUGAGGAGUGGCAGAGGCGGGGAUUGGGGACCAGGCUUGUGAGGUGGGGGAUGGAGAGGGUGGAGGAGGAUGUUAGGAGGCGGAAUGCGGAAGGAGAUGGAGAGAGGGUGGAGGGGUGCCAUUUGGUUGCUAGUCCGGAGGGAGCGAGGACGUAUGAGAAGGCGGGGUUUGUGAAGGUGGGUGAGAAGGAGAUGCACGUUAAGACUGCGGGAGGGGAGAAGUAUAUUCAUGCUUGGUUUGUGAAGAGAGUUGAGUAAUUGGACCCUCUCCUCAUCAUUCAGAGUUGAGAUUUCUGUUUCCCUACAACUUUCCUAAAA